Messenger RNA from Hansenula ciferrii, 1383 nucleotides. It is a transcript of the gene ISR1, whose product is annotated as putative protein kinase ISR1. The record is from RefSeq and is a predicted model, not a curated record. Bases 1 to 1383 code for a protein of 460 amino acids. Gene Ontology annotation, biological process: protein phosphorylation. Lineage: Eukaryota; Fungi; Ascomycota; Saccharomycetes; Phaffomycetales; Wickerhamomycetaceae. The transcript has a single exon. Gene Ontology annotation, molecular function: ATP binding; protein kinase activity.
AUGUUUAGGACGCCUCCGUUAAAGUCAAGUAAUCAGUUUGAAACACCAGCUAAACAAGUGAUCAGUUCUAGUGUUGGUGAUUCUGAAGUGAUCGAUGGUGAUUAUCAUAAAGUCCACAUCAAUACUGAAUAUAAUCAAAAUAAAUCAUAUUUACCAACUCCUAAAACUCCAAUAACUCCACACGAUACUUCUUUAUCAAGAUCAGCAUCAACAGCUUCAAAGAAGAGAUCAUUAAGCAUCAAUACAUCGAAUGAUUUCCAAUAUUUUAAAAACAAUCAAAAUUACCCAAUGACUACGACAUCUCCAUUAUCUUCACCAGUUAGCAUAUUUUCAAAUGAAUCAUCAGUUUUAUCAGCAACAUCACCUCAUUUAGUGAGUGAUUCUACAAGUCCACAUCUUAAAUAUUUACCUAGUUCAAGUCUAUAUUCAGAUUCAGAAAUUGCCCAUGAAUUGGAAGAUUUUAUAAUUGAUCCAAGUUUUAAAUUUUUAGUUGCUAAUGAUCAAAUUAUUGGUAAAGGUUCAUUUUCAACAGUAUUAAAAUCAAAGUUCAACAAUAAAGAUUACGCUAUAAAGAUACCCUCAAAAUUGAAAAGUUGUAAACCAAUUUAUAAAGAAGCAUUAAAUUAUAAGAUCAUAACAAGUUAUUUACAACUACAUGAAUUUUCAUUAGAUGAGUUUCCAAUAUUGAAUGUUUUCGGAUUGACUUAUCUUACAAGAGCUGAUUAUCAUAGAAUAAGACUAAAUGAAAAUUUACCUUGUUUGGUGUCUUCGUGUUUAUCAUCAAAUUUGGAAGUUUUAAUCAAAGACAGCUUCCAAAAUAAACAAAAUAAAGAAUGUUUACAUAUUGGAAAUGAUUUAUGGUGGAAAUUAGCUAAACAAUUAAUUAUGGGGUUAAUCGCAUUUAAAGAUUGUGACAUGUUACACCUUGAUUUGAAAACUUCUAAUAUUCUUUUUGAUUCAGAAUCUGAAAAUUUCAAAAUUGCUGAUUUAACAAGUGCAGGUUUAUUUGAUGAUGUUGUUAAAGAAUUCCACGAAAGAUUAAAUUCUGGGUUUUCAAUGGAUUAUACAUUACAAUAUGCAGCACCAGAAAUCUUGAACAAACCAAAAGACCCUCCAAACUAUCAAACUGAUCUUUAUUCAAUUGGAUUGAUUUUAUUAACAGCUGCCAUUGGUGAUGAACCUUAUUCACAAGUUUUAAGUGAAAGUCGUUCCAACUUCAUUUAUUUAACUGAAUGUAUCAAAAAAAAUAAAGUUAUUGAUAUAAUAACUGGUGAACAAUGGGAAAUAUUACGCUCAAAUCCAUUGGCUUAUAAAUUAAUCAAAUCUAUUUUAAUUGAUAGAGUGGAUCUUCAAGAAGUUGUUGGAUUUUUGAGUGAAGUAUAA